Messenger RNA from Lachancea dasiensis, 864 nucleotides. NCBI's taxonomy places the organism in Eukaryota, Fungi, Ascomycota, Saccharomycetes, Saccharomycetales, Saccharomycetaceae. The record is from the annotation of a GenBank genome assembly.
AUGAGCAGCACUAAUCCAACUGAAGAAGUCACCUCUAGACGUAACUCGUAUGCUCCAGUCGAGUUCACAGAGGAAGUCGAAAAACAAUGUCUAAAGCAGGUGGAGUUCUACUUUUCUGAGUUCAAUUUGCCUUAUGACAAAUUUCUACGCACAACAGCUGAAAAGAAUGGAGGAUGGGUCCCAAUUUCUACAAUUGCGACUUUCAACAGGAUGAAAAAGUUCCGUCCUGUGGACAGAGUAGUAGCUACUCUGCGCGGAUCUAAAAUACUUGAAAUUAGUGAAGAUGGCGAAAAUGUGAAGAGGCGUAUGCCAUUGGAUUUGCAAAGUGACGACAGGCGCGAAAGAGGUAACAGAACCGUGGUUGUGAUGAACUUUGACUUCUCCACAAAAGACGAGCAGAAAAGGUCCGAGCAGGAAAAGACCGCACUACAAGAAAGCGUGGAACAAUUUUUCGCCAAGUUGGGGUCCAUUAGUCAAGUUCGUUUGAAGAAAGAUCAUCGCAAGAAUUUCAAUGGCACUGUAGUGGUUGAAUUUGCCGAUGAAAAGAAUGCACAGGAGUUUGCUAACAAUUAUGGGCCCGACAAGGAGACUUUAUCUUACGAAGGACGCAAGCUAGACGUUGUCUCCAAGAAACAGUACGAUCAGCAGCGCGAGGCUACUCGCAGCAAAAACUUCAGCGGUUCAGGCCAACGCUCGCGCUCUUUUACUGGCCACAGGAAGAAUAUGCCAAAGUUGAAGAAGCCCAAGAAUGAAACAACAAAGAAAGAAGUGCCUCCAAUUAAGAGUGUCGAAGAAGACAAGACCGACAACACUUCACAAGAAGUGACUGAGUCUGCUGUUGCAUCAGAGUCUGCUGUGGAGUAG